This is a messenger RNA of Chenopodium quinoa (quinoa), 376 nucleotides long. Its product is annotated as ubiquitin-conjugating enzyme E2 10-like. The transcript has 3 exons. Lineage: Eukaryota; Viridiplantae; Streptophyta; Magnoliopsida; Caryophyllales; Amaranthaceae. Gene Ontology annotation, biological process: protein polyubiquitination. The record is from RefSeq and is a predicted model, not a curated record. Gene Ontology annotation, molecular function: ubiquitin conjugating enzyme activity. Gene Ontology annotation, cellular component: nucleus. The coding region runs from base 50 to 376 and encodes 108 amino acids.
AGAGUCUUGGAUUAUUAUUUUGCAGUUUUUUUGUGUUAGAAAACUCGAAAUGGCAUCUAGAAGAAUUGUAAAGGAGCUUAAGGAACUGGAAAGAGAUCCACCUAGUUCUUGCAGUGCAGGUCCAAUUGCACAAGAUAUGUUCCAUUGGCAAGCAACAAUUUAUGGUCCAAACGAGAGUCCUUAUGCAGGAGGUGUUUUCCUUGUGAACAUCCAUUUUCCACCUGAUUAUCCCUUUAAGCCUCCUAAGGUGGCCUUUAAGACGAAGGUAUUCCAUCCAAAUAUUAAUAGCAAUGGGAGUAUUUUCCUUGAUAUACUUAAGGAGCAAUGGAGCCUUGCACUCACCAUAUCCAAGGUCAUCAUCCCUGUUUUUUUCUAA